This is a messenger RNA of Closterium sp. Naga37s-1, 1152 nucleotides long. The record is from the annotation of a GenBank genome assembly. Lineage: Eukaryota; Viridiplantae; Streptophyta; Zygnematophyceae; Desmidiales; Closteriaceae.
AUGCUGCAUAUUCUCGUGCGCUACAGGGUUGCUUUGCCUGACCUAUUCACGGAGGGCCACUCUAUCCCGGUCUGCUACAGGGGUGCUUUGACUGAUUUAUUCAGGAAGGGCCAUUCCGUGGUGGCAGAGGGGUUUCUGCGGUCGCUCAGCCAUGCCGACACCGCUGCCUUCUUGGAUGCGCCACCUCAUGGGUGCCCUGCCAGAUCUGUUCAGGGAGGGCCACUCUGUGGUGGUGGCGGCGGGGUUUCUGCGGCCGCUCAGCCAAGCCACCACCCCUGCUUUCUUGGAUGCGCCACCAGCCCUUUUUUCUUCCUUCCCCCCUUCCUGACUCCAGAUUUUGGUCCGGUUCAGGGGUGCCCUGCCAGAUCUGUUCAGGGAGGGCCAUUCAGUGGUGGCGGAGGGCUUUCUGCGGCCUCUCAGCCAAGCCACCACCGCUGCUUCCUGCACUGUCACACCUCUUCCCAUCUUCCUUUCUCCCCCCAACCCACCCCUCCCCCGUUACGCCAGAUUUUGGUCCGGUUCAGGGGUGCUCUGCCUGAUCUGUUCAGGGAGGGCCAUUCAGUGGUGGCGGAGGGCUUCCUGCGCCCCCUGAGCGAAGCCAACACCGCUGCCUUCACUGGCAGCAGCAUCGCCAGUGCCAGCAGCAGCAGUGGAUUUUCUGGGAGAGGGGCGACUGUAUUAGGGGUUGCAGAGGCGGAGGGUGCUGUAGUGGAGAGGGGGAUUGGGGAGGGGGGAGCGAGAGGGGAGGGUGGGGGUGUGGGGGAGAAGGGGGUGGGGGAGUGGGAGGAGGGGGAGGAUGUGAGUGCGAGUGCGCGGAGUGUGGGGUACUUCUUUGCUGCGACUGAAGUGCUGGCAAAGCAUGAUGAGAAAUACAUGCCCAAGGAGGUGGCAGCAGCUCUGGAGAAGAACAGAGCAGCAAUUGAGGCAGCAGGGGAAGGUGACGACACGAGUGAUGGGGAGGGGGAAGGGAAGGACGACGGGGAAAGAAGUGUGGGGGAGGCACAAAAAGGAAAGAAGUCAUCGGUUGGAAGUGGUGGUGGUGCUGCUGGUAGUGCUGCGCUUGGGAUGGGGGAUGGUGCGAAGAAGCCUGGGAAGCUGAGCAAGCUUGGACAAUCACCUAGUGUUGCUCAGGGAUAUGACAUUCCUUCCUAA